Uloborus diversus is the source of this 6861-nucleotide messenger RNA. Its product is annotated as transcription factor TFIIIB component B'' homolog. Gene Ontology annotation, molecular function: TFIIIC-class transcription factor complex binding. NCBI's taxonomy places the organism in Eukaryota, Metazoa, Arthropoda, Arachnida, Araneae, Uloboridae. Gene Ontology annotation, cellular component: transcription factor TFIIIB complex. The record is from RefSeq and is a predicted model, not a curated record. Gene Ontology annotation, biological process: RNA polymerase III preinitiation complex assembly.
AAGCCUAUUACUUCUAUUCCGAGAUCUCGAUUCCAAAAGAGAUUGCCAAAUAUUAGUUCAGCUGCAAAAAGGACGUUAAAUCCUGUUGCUGUCACCACUUCAAACCAUUGCAACGAAAAUCAGUUAAAACAGUCUUGUAAAAAUGGAAUUGAAUAUGAUCUGGAACCAGAAAAAAAUGUUGGACAAAAAUUACCAUCAACAAAAGAUGUUCCUGAAAUGUUGGAAAGUAAACAAAGCUAUGAUGCUCAAAAAAUUGAUGAAACUGAGCCGUUACAAAACCCAAAUGUGGAAAAUUCUCUUAAAGAGCUUAAUAUCACAAGACCUGCAAUAAGAAAAAAUGCAGCAUCCAAAAUUAUACAUCGGACUCCUUUUUUGAAAAAGCCACAACCAAAUAUAAGAAAUAUUAGCAAAAACAGUAGUGUUCCACAAAAAGAAAAAGUUGACAUUCCAGCAGUUGAAAAUUCUCAAAGAACAAUAGAAGACUCAAAAAGAUCAUCAAUAAUUGAGAGCAUUGAUACGAAUCAAGAAAAUAAUCAGAUGCAACUUCUGAAAGAAUCUGAUGUAACUGAGCAUACUUCCCCUCCUAACUUUGAAAAUUCUGGCAAUGAGCUUAAUAGUUCAAUUUCUGCAGUAAGAAAAAAUGCUACAUCAGCAGCUGUACGUCGAACACCUUUUAUAAAAAAACCUGUACCAAAUGUAAGGAAUGUGGGAAAAACCGGUAGUAAUUCUACACAAGAGGAAACCUCAAAAACUGCCCCUACUGAAAAAUCUAGAAGAUUAUCUGGCUGCCAAGAUGAGGAACCUUCCACUCCCAAUACAUCAGCUGUUCCCAAUUCUGUUAAAUUUCCACAUAUAACAAGCAUCCUCACUUCAAAGAAAAGAAAUUUGAAAGAAAAAGAGUUGCCUAAUAAAAGAAGGAAGUAUGGUAAAGGGGAUAAUCCUCCAGAAAGAAACAAAAUGACUAUUUUGGACCUCAUUUAUUACAAUCCCAGUGAAAAUCCUAUGCAAAAUUUGAAAAAGAAACCUGUGUAUAAUGAAAUCUUUUCUCCCAAGCCUAGUGACGAAGCUCCUGUUGAAAAUAGUACUGCUGAAACCACUGAAGAUACCAUCCGUCCAGUUCCAAAAUUAGUUGUGAAUGAAAAUGGUGACAUCAAUAUUGAUGAAUCAUCCUUAAUAGUUCAAAGAAAUUUACCAGAUCCUUCACUUGUUGAAACAGUUACUGAUGAAACUACAUAUUCCUCGUUUCGUAAGAAACCUUCAAAACAAUGGGGGAAAAAUGAAACUGCAAAAUUUUAUAGAGCUUUGAGUUUGGUAGGAACUGAUUUUGGUUUGAUGGAAAAACUGAUGCCUGGCAGAACUAGGCGAGAACUGAAGCUCAAAUUCAAGCGUGAAGAAAGGCACAAUUUAGAUUACAUCAACAGAGCUAUGUAUGAUUCACAGACAUUUGACAUUAGUGUUCUUCUGGAAGAGAGUUUAGAAGAUGCUGAAAUUCCUGAACAAAAUGAUCAGAAAAAAAAGAAUGGUAAAAGAGGGAGAAGCAAGAAAAAGAUUGAUUCUUCAAAUAGCAAAAUUAUUGCUUUGUCCGAUGAUGAAAGCAUGGAUAGCAGUUCUCAGAAUAGUUGUGAACAAAAUGUUGCCUUUGAUUCUCAACCUGAAAGUACUUCUCAUGACAGAUUGCAAUCUUCACCACAGUUAGCUCUCUCAACUCCUAGAGGCGGAAAAAAAGAUACUGAUAGGAAAGUGGAAGUUUCUAAUGCUCGUGGAGACAAUGAAAUUGUUGAAAUAGAAUUUGCAUAUAGCCGGAGGAAUAGAAAGCCAAAAAUGUUAGCUGAAGGUUUCAUUGAUAGCAAUGAUCUUGAAGUUGAUGAAAAAGAUGAUUCAUAUGACUGCAAUCCGGAAUCUGUCAUGGAAUGUGACGCCUUUGCAGAAGCAGAAAUAGAACUAGAAGAAAACGAAAUUCUGGAACUUCAAAGAGAAGUUGAAAGAAAUAGGAUUGUUUCUCAUGCUACUAUAAAUAGCACGGAACAGUCCGAUUUAAUAAUUACUGACAUUAAUUUAAGUGACACAGAUUUGGUUAGUAAUGUUAUUGCAGAUGAAGUGGUAUCAUCUAAAAGGACGUACACCAAAAAAUCUAAAAAACCUAAUGUGAAUGUACCACGGAGAGUUUAUCAGAGCAAUCCUGUUCCUCGCCCUUCAUUCACAAAGUACACUCCUGCAGAAGAAUAUCCUUCUUAUAAGGAGGAAAAACUUAAAUUUGCUCCUGAUAGAAAUUUAAAAACCUAUACACGCAGUCGAGAAUCAGAUGCUCCAAAAUGUCCAAAUUUUUUAGUAUCAUCUAUGAAGUCUCCACCCACAAAAAAGUGCAUCACUGGCAAAGAAACUACUAGUCUCAUCACAUCCUUGAAUGGAUCUAGCAACCAGUCAAUUGUAAUUCCAAUGACUCCUGAAGCAAAUGCAAAGGAUGCUUCUUGCAACUCGGUAAUGAUUUUCGCAAAAGCACCAGACCAGGAAAACAUUCUUCACCUAUUUAUGUACAACAAAACUGAUACAGAGUUAAAUACUGUAAAUUGUAAAAUUGAAAAUACUGUUAGUAGCAAUGCUGUGGAAUCAGUGGAAAAUAUAAAUGAAAUGAACUCGUGACUCGUACUUCCUUAAGUGCACAAAUAAAACUGUUUCAUUUCUAUCCAGGUAGCAAGGAAAAAUACUACAAGGGCAAUCUGUAAAAAAAGGAGGGUCAUAGUUAAUCAGUGGCACGUAUAAGGGGAGGGCCCAGGGGGUCCAGAAACCUCCCAUCGCUCUUAAGCAUUUUUGAUUGACUAUAGUCCUAUUUAUGCAGUACGUAAAAAAAUCCCAAGCGAAGGUAACAAUAAUUUCAGAUUUAAUAUAAAUGAAAAAAUAGAAUUUAUUUCCUUUCUUUCUACACCUGCAAAAUAGAGCUGUAUGUGAACAUAAAUUAUUCUAUAGUGAUGAUUUUGCUCAGCUGUUUUUGUUUUUAGUUAUGAGAAAAGUACAUUCUUUUACUUUCUGGUAUUUUGAUAAAGCAUUUUUUAUUAAUAGAUUUAUUUUAUUAGCUGAUGCUAAGAAAUUAUUCAAUAUUUUAAAAAAAUGUUUUUGUUCUUGACAAUCGGUAAAAUCAAAAGAAUAUGUGAUUGCAUGUUGGAGUCUAAUAUGAGAAUGGUUGACCUUCGAUCCUGGACCCCCCACCGUCAUCACUUUGAAAAAUUACUGUGUGUGCCAUUGGAGUCAACAUAUUUCUUUAAAACUCGGAAUCCAACUUUUUUUUUACAGUCUGAAAUCAAGCCCGACUUCAACUCCAACUGCACAGCCUUGGUUAGUAGUGCAUAACGUUUUAUGUUAGUUUUUAAAAACAGUACAAUGUUUUGUGUCAAAAUAUGAGGAUUAAAAGAGUCAACCUGCAUAAAAGUACAGCUGAAAGUGAUAAAAAUUAACCAAACAAUAGUUUUGAGGCUAAUAAUGUCACUCUUCAUCAAUGCCAGAAACAACACUGCUACAGUAAUCCAAAGCAGACAAGUGCACCCAUUUUGCAUUUGCCUGUUUUUCGAUUAUUGUAGUUAUUCUCCUUUGACUGUUUUGAUAGUUUUAUCUAUUUUUUUUAUCACUUUUAAUUGUUUUUUUUUGCAGAAGUUAUUUAACUUCCAAUUAUUUAUUAAAUAUUAGGGCUCAACCGAUGGCAAAUGCCAAUUGUUGGUCGAUGGUUCAAAGAUGGCCGAUGGCCACUGGGCCGAGAGUUUUUUGUUUCAAAUGGCCAGUGGUCCAUGGAAGCACUUUCCUGAGGAAGGUUCAAAUAUAGGUUUCAAACAAUUUUCAAAACAUGAAAAGUAGUCAGUACAUUGUAGAAAUUGAUAGCAAGUCAUGUUUAAAAAAAUGAAUAGAUAAAUAAAUAUGAUAGCUAGAUAGAGGUCUCUGAUAGUUCUCCUUUUGACUUCCUUUUGCAAAAAAGAAAGUAUUGUAUUCGCGAAAAAAAUUUCACUCAAAAAUCAACCUUAAUUUCCAUUUUACUCACCCCCAAAUGAAUAUUGAGUUUUUACUUUCGACUCGACCACGUGUGGAUAAGUGCCUAAGAACGUAUAGACAUGCGAAAUAUCCAUAAUGAUGUUUCCCGAGUUAAUUACAACAAAUUUUCUCGUGACGUCUAUAUGUACGUAUGUAUGUGUGUAUGUAUGUCGCAUAACUCAAGAACAGUAAGUCCUAGAAAGUUGAAAUUUGGCAGGUAGACAGUAUAAUUACAGUAUGUAUUAGCAGCAGUAGUUAAGUACAAAAAAGAAGGCUGAAAUUUGGUAAAUCAAUGUCACAGGACAAAAUUUCCGAACAUUUUCCUUCUCCAACAAAAAGCGGAAAUCUCGAUAUUUCCCCAAUUUCAGCCUUCCCCUUUUAUGGGUCUAGUUGUGCACCUCCCUUUUUGGUUAUAUUUGGGUGUUUCUAAAUGUGCCCCUUUUUUUUGGGGGGGGGGGAUCAUUGUUAAUUUCGAUGUAAACUCAAGUAGUGUUAUAAUUUGGCGGACACUUAGCAACACAUUGCCAGUCUUUUGGUCGCCAACUUGGCGACAAAUUUGGCAACUUUCUUUUAUUUUGUUUUAAUUUGGCCAAUGUUGGUGAUAUUUAGAGAGUAAACUAUUGAAUCACAUUAAAAUUGCUAGUAAUGGCGGAAGGACGUUAAAUUGGAGUAAAAGGAAGUCAUGUGAUGCACACAUCAGCUCGUUUUAAUAAAAAUUUUGUGUUGAGAAUCACAGCAAAGUAGAAAAAAAUAUUUGGGCUGUAGAAAUAUAUCUCUAACAGAAAAAAUGGAACAGAAAGUGAGAAGAAUUCAAAGAAUUGUAAUGAAAAGUCGCACCAGUACACUAGUAGUUAAAUGUUCAAAGGUAAAAACGGAAGUAAAACAAAACUUUUACGAAUGACUUAUUGUAUUUCAACUAAUGAAAGGUUAAAAAUCUAAAGUAUUACUAAAUAUUUUAGGAGUUCAAUUUUUAAAAAGUUACUGGCGAAGAGCCCCCCUCCCCCACUGAAAACUUUGUAUACCGUCUAAAAUUGCGUUUAGAAUAUUCUAUUUUGAAAAACUGUUGGGGGGAGUCAUUGAACACAAUCCCUUUCUUUAACGUUGCCAAAAACCCCUCUGUUUUAGCUUCCAAAGCUGGGGCCUACAAUCGUAUUUUUAAAACUUUAAUUUCGGACGAUUUUCUGGGGGUAGAGGCACCCAUUGAACCUUCCUGCCCCUAACAUCACUGAAGAUUUUCUUAAACUUCUUUUCAUGACUUCAUUAAAAAAAAAAUAUGUUGACACUUCCCUUAACCCCCCCCCCCCCUUAACCUUUUAGGGAUUUUAAUCACCAUACAAACCCUGAAUUCGGUGUUUCCCGCACUAUUCUUAUGACUGUUCUGAUUGUUGUAUUUUUACUGCACUUUAAGUCUUCAGGCCAGAUUAUAAAAUAUGUCAGAAUAUGAGAAUAUUUAUUUGCUUUGUGUUAAGAUAAAAGGGGAAGGCUGAAAUUGGGGAAAUAUCGAGGUUUUCGCUUUUUGUUGGAGAAGGAAAAUAUUCGGAAAUUUUGUUCUGUGACAUUAAUUGAUUUACCAAAUUUCAGCCUUCUUUUUUGUACUUAACUACUGCUGCUAAUACAUACUGUAAUUAUUUCAACUAAAGAGCAUAAAAUUAUUAAAACUCUCAUCAAAGUGAGAGUUUCAAAAGUAUCUGCCAUGUUGUCAAUAUUUUCGGUAGUGAUUCAAACCUUGGUAUAUUUCCAAACUCUAAAACUGGUGUUAGUCCCAUUGCUGCCCUGUUUCGGGCCCUAUUCUGUGCUUACUUUUAACUAUGCAGUAAAAAAUAGAUAAAUAAAAGUUAGGUUUUUCCUUUUGAAUUUUCGAAAUACAUCCGCGAUCAUCAGCAUUUAGAUGAUUUCCAAGGCUGAUGUUUUCUCCAAGUUUAGCAUCGGCCGCCGAUGCCGAUAGCUAAAAUUUUGAACCAUCGGUCGAGUCCUAUUAAAUAUAGGGAAAGAAAUCAUGAAUAACACUCUGGGUUAUUUAAAUUAGUUUUUUAAUGUACUAAUAGAGAAUCAUCUAGUCUAAAUCAGAGGUUCCCAAACUGGGUGGGGGAAUAUGCGAGGGGAUUAUGAAGUGUUCAUGGUAUCAAUACAUAUGUAUGUAGUAGAUAGACUAGGGUGCCAUGAGAAAAUUCUUAUUCUUCAAAGGGUGCCGCGAGUGGGGAAAGUUUGGGAACCCCUGGUCUAAAUGCAAUGGAAUUCUGUUGUGAGAUAAUGAUGAACUUAGUCAAAAUUAUGCAACUGAUAAUGCAUUUAUUUUAUGUUACAUAUACCUCAUCUUUUUAUUUUAAAUGAAUAUAUAUGAAAAUUAGUUUAUGAUAAAGUGUUUGUCUUUUAUAUUGCACAUGUGAUAUUUAAAUUUUAAGUAGAGUUAUGAAUAGUUGUUUUCUAAAUUUUUGUUGAAUGCAUAAUAAGUUGUGUUUUUAUUUAUUUAAUAACCCCUUUGCUAGUGUUGCUUAAACUGGAUUUGGGCCAUUUAAGAAUGAUUGGAAUCAAGCAACAGUGGCAACGGGGUAAUUUAUUGCUGUAAAAAAAAGGUUCUAAAUAACUAUGUGGCUUUUUUGAUGAGGUUAAGUCUUUCAUAGUGUAAAUUUAUAUUGACUUUUUACAUGAGAUCCAGUCUAGUAUUUCCAAGUUUCCAUCAAAAAGUUCAUGGACAAAAAUUAAUAUUUUUCAAAGGCUGAAAAGAUGCACAACUGCAUCUUUUCAACAUUUUUUGCUUCAUUUGUUCAUAUGGAUACUUACUACAUAUAUUUUGUAAAUAGUUAAAUAUAACUUUAUGACAUCUUUAAUAAAUUGAUUUUCUAUGCA